GCCUUUCGUCCGCCAGCCGUCCGCCUGCAAGAUCCGCCUGUUUGCCUCAUAUCCAUCCCCAGCCUGCAAUAUCCUGCGCUCGUCUCUGCGUUCGGUCCGAGUAUAGUCUUGGCCUCAAUCUAUCGCCUAUCGCCUCCUGCAUAUCGACAUCCCUCUCGACGAGGCCCAUCCCGCCCCAUCCCGCCCCAGCGACAAUAUCGGCUGCAUCGACAUGAACCGUCUCAGCAACAUCGAGAGCCAAAUGGAGACCCUGCCUUCGGUCCCUCAUCCGCUUUUGGAGCCUUCGCAGACGCCUUAUCCGCCCAUGGACCCGCAGCAUCACUGGCGGCCGCUUGCUCCGUCCGCGCCGCGGCCUCCAGAGCCAACCCUUCUCGGCGGCGUCCCCGGUGGUGCGUCGAGCUCGCAGCCGCCCGGUAUCCAGACCGUCGACGUAGAGCUCAAUGAGUCUUCGCUCUACAUCGAGCCAAGCGAGCGGUUCUAUCAGGACUUUCUGUUCUCGUUCUUCUACCUUUUGUGUCUGGCCUUCAUGUUCAGCAUGGGUAUCCAGUCCCUGUCUACUCCCUUGCCGUCGCCUAUGCAUGGCACGAUUCUCGGCAACACCAUUUACGGGACCCUUCGUCAAAGCUCAGAUCUUCUUCUUUCGGCCUGCGCCACGGCGAUACUGAUAGGAGUGUGCUGGCUCUACUUCCUCAAAAGUUUUGUUCGACCGAUUUUUCUCUUCAGUCUGUACAUCACCCCGCUUGCAUGCAUUGUUAUGUCCUUGUCGAUUUUUACAAACACCCUGGCUGCCAAAGCCCAGCCGAGCACUGUGUAUGUCCCCGAGUACGAUUGGAUGAUUGCUCUGGCCAUCAGCUUCUUCAUCGGCGGCAUCGGCCUUGGCAGCUUCAAUCUCACCAAGCGGCGCCAAAUCGAGCAGACGAUUCACGUCAUGGAGCUUUCGUGCAUGAUCCUCAAGAACAAUCCAAGUCUCUUUGGGCUCGGGCUGAUCGUGCUGUUGAGCAACAUGACGUUCAGCAUUCUGUGGCUCACGUUUUUCGUGCGCCAGUAUCUCAACAGCACCGUCGCGGAGAAUCGAUGGACGCUGGCCCCAGGAUCGUACUACACGAUCCUCUACUUUGUAUUCAUGUAUCUGUGGACCGUCGCGAUCCUCAACAACAUCGAGCGAGCCACGAUCGGCGGUGUUGUUGGGGAAUGGUAUUUCAAAAAAGAUCCCGACUUUGUUAUGAGCGAAGACAACACCAUCAAGAAUCUCAAGUGCUCACUCACCAAAUCGUUCGGAUCAGUGGCGCUCGCUGGGUUGAUCAUGUCGACAGUUCAAUUUCUGAAGCUGAUGGUUCGAUACAUACGAAAGCAAUCCAGACACAGCAGUUGGUCCAUAAUGGGCUUGCUGGAUGUCUGCUUGUCCUGCGUCGGAGGCUUUGUGGACUUGCUCUCGUCAUACACCCUGGUCCACAUUGGAUUCUCGGGCGACUCCUUUAUGGCCUCGUCGCGCUACUGCACGCAGCUCUUCCGUCGCAAUCUCGUCAUAGGACUUGCGUCGUCUCUGUUUGCCAAGUUGAUUGUCAAAGGCGGCACACUCCUCAUCUCGACGGGCGCUGCAAGUUAUGUCUUUUUCGAGGUCACAUCGCGACAGCGGCGGCAAGACUCGGAUCGCUCUGAUACGCCGCAAGGCGGUGCGGCGGCGGUGGCUGCAUCUGUGACCUGGCUGUUCGUCUGGUACUUUUUGGAAACCAUCGGGCACGUUUUCCAGAACACCGUCGAUGCUACGUUCAUCUGCUACAUCAUCGAUCUCGACACGAACCAAUGCCACCAGGAAUCGGCCCACAAGGUGUUCAAAGACUCUCCCAACUGAGGGAUUUCCUGGCCUGUCUGCUGUGCCCUAAUCAGCGACCCUGCCCUUGCGAUCCUGGAAGGGGCUCUGUUGAGCUAUCAGCAAAGCACCAUCUUUCACAUGAAUAUCAGUACAAUCCG
Molecule: messenger RNA, 1971 nt
Organism: Polychytrium aggregatum
Lineage: Eukaryota; Fungi; Chytridiomycota; Chytridiomycetes; Polychytriales
Product: plasma-membrane choline transporter-domain-containing protein
Exons: 10
Coding region: 212-1852 (546 amino acids)
Biological process (GO): transmembrane transport
Cellular component (GO): plasma membrane
Molecular function (GO): transmembrane transporter activity
Source: RefSeq, a predicted model, not a curated record